AUGGCAUCUGUUUUGCAAGGUGAGGAAGUUGCGUAAACGCAGAACAAUGCAAAAGGAAGUUUGACUGAAGAAAACAGCGGCAUGCAACUCGAGUACCAUCAUUUUGCAACAGUUAAGUUGCAUAUCAGAUAUACCUAGUUUUUUCUAGCUCUGAGAGGUACAUAAGUUGGUAAUGAUAUAAGACCUUUUUGUGACGUCAAGGAAACUCUUGAGCCACAAGCUCUCUAAUUUUAACCUCACCAGUUCCGUGUUGGCCACACAGCAACAGCUGCUGUACAAGAGUGAGAAGAUUGCAAACAAAGCUCACAAGCAUGGAAGUCAUCUUCAAGGAGGGGAUGUUGUACCUUCAAGGGGCCAAGUUUGGAAAGAAAACAUGGCGAAAAAUAUGGGUGGUGCUUUUUAAGCCCAGCUGUACAGGGGUGGGCAGGUUGGAGUUCUAUCCUGCAUCUGACAGCACUUCUAUUAGCGACCAGUUUAAAUCCAGCCGGCAGAAAACCCAAGAAAGAAAAGUGGUGCGUCUAAGUGAUUGCCUCAGUGUCACCCCUGCUGCUAAGGAGUCCUGCCCUGAUGGCUGCACAGCUUUCUACUUAAACACUACCCGAAGCAAAUACACCUUUGCCUCCAAAGAAAGCCAGGACUGGCUCAGUGCCCUCUCUCUUCUCGCCUUCCAGAAGGAUACUGGAGAAUCAGCCAAAGGGGAUUUUGAGGGAGGAAAUGGCUUAACUAUGGAGGAAAAUGACCUUUACUCAUCUUGGAAAAGAGCUCUUCCUUCAAACCACUACCACGUGAAGGUCCUGAGCACAGAAGCAUCAAAGAGGCGCAACCUGGCUGGAGAGUAUUUGGUGUGCCCCGAUAAAGAGGCUCUGGUUCUGUCCACCGUCAAUGGUGGGGUUAUCACCCGCUGGCCAUACAGGCUCUUGCGUAAAUUUGGACAAGUUGAGGGGGGAUUCAGCAUUGAAGCAGGCCGUCGCUGUGAGUCAGGAGAAGGAGUAUUCAUCUUCCUGACGCAACACGGUCCGGAGAUCUUCCAGGCUAUAGUCAAGCAGUGUUCAUUGGAGAAGGAGCGAUGUGUCCAGCAUCGUAGUGCCAACAGACAAUCAUUAUAUGAAAUUUCUCCACCCAGUCCUCCCAGAAAUGUUGUCCUCCCACUCCCAACCCACUGGCUUGCCGCUUCUCCUGCCUACAAUCCUACAGAUGCCACCACCGACAUGGAGGACAAGUCUGCUUGCCACUACUCUAACAGUAAUGACGCCUCUAUACAAAAUACAGAGCAGUCAUUUCUUAUUGCACCCUCUCUCUCUGGCAGUAAGGAAGCACUAGUAGAGGAAGAUGAGGAUGAGGAUGAAGUGUGUUCUUCCCUGGAAGCUAUGCAGCUAGAAAACAUCAUGGAGGACAGCCUUUAUUACAACUUGAGGAAACACACACCUCCUUUGACAAGAAAAACUGAGAUGGCUAAUUCAGAUUGCAUCUAUUCUGAAGUGGCAAAAUAUGAUUUUUCCUCGGAUCCCCAGCCUUUCUUUUCAACCCUACCCCUACCCCAGCCCCCUCUUCUGCCCCCAGUGGACGACUACACAGAGCUAGAACACAGCACCCAGGCUCUGGAUGAAGAUGAGAUGACGGAGACAAAGGAGGACAUCGGCUCAUGUGCUUGCGUCACCCCCUCAGAGGCUACCGGCACUUUUAAACAAAGGCUGGCAGAAAUCAUUUCUAAGGACCUGGCAAAGUUCCAGCCACCUCCUUCCUUUGGAUCGUGUAGCCCCACAUUUCCUCAGUAGGCUGUUGGUUAAAGACUAUAUGGAGCAAUUUCAGCAGUGAUAAACCAUCAUAAGGAUUUUUCUUUUUUAGCUGCUAUGAAUUCCUUCCCUAAGAGUGCACAGUUAGGCAGUUUGUGCUUGCAGAUGUGUUUUUCUUGUGUGAAAAUGUGUCUGGAAGUCAUAUUUUCUUUGUGAUGACUGCGGCUGCAAAACAGAAGAUUCCUUUUGUUUUCUACUUAUACAUAUAUACUUUUAAAGUCAUAUAGCUAAGCUUGCUGCACCACUGCUGGGCUGUUUCAUUACAGAAAGGCUUUGAAAAGAUUAGGUCUCUUUAUUGCGUGUAAGAAAUUAUAUGGCAUCUUUGGAAUAUACUUUCUUAGAAAUAAACAAGAUGAUUUGGUCUCAUACAGUGCUUACAAAAAGUUAGGAAUAAGUUUGAAUAAAUCAAAAGUUCAUGCUACACUGAUGUUAUAUGUUAUGAAUGUACAACAUUUAAGUAGAAUUGUGCAAUGGAAAUUCAUUCAUCUCAAACAAUUUAGCUAUCAACAGUGGUGGGUACACCACAACAUAAUAAAUAUCAAUGUGUCA
Messenger RNA from Melanotaenia boesemani (Boeseman's rainbowfish), 2342 nucleotides. It is a transcript of the gene dok3, whose product is annotated as docking protein 3. Lineage: Eukaryota; Metazoa; Chordata; Actinopteri; Atheriniformes; Melanotaeniidae. The record is from RefSeq and is a predicted model, not a curated record. Bases 312 to 1775 code for a protein of 487 amino acids. The transcript is spliced from 5 exons. Gene Ontology annotation, cellular component: cytoplasm. Gene Ontology annotation, biological process: cell surface receptor protein tyrosine kinase signaling pathway; positive regulation of MAPK cascade.